Trametes versicolor FP-101664 SS1 is the source of this 735-nucleotide messenger RNA. RefSeq lists its product as uncharacterized. Gene Ontology annotation, biological process: autophagy of mitochondrion. NCBI's taxonomy places the organism in Eukaryota, Fungi, Basidiomycota, Agaricomycetes, Polyporales, Polyporaceae. The coding region runs from base 1 to 735 and encodes 244 amino acids. Gene Ontology annotation, cellular component: mitochondrial outer membrane. The record is from RefSeq and is a predicted model, not a curated record. The transcript is spliced from 3 exons.
AUGGGCCUCUUCCCGCUCUCGCCUAUGUUCUGUCGUCCAUUCUUGGGCACCGCACACAGGGCUGCCCGCACGCCGCCCUUGAACGGGCGGUACUUCGUCCCGAGCGCAGCGCAGACCGCCGCCCGGUACCAGCACAGCUACACGAGCGCAGAGUUCGCGCAGAAGAUCAGGAUAAUGCUGCACAUGAAGCAGGGAGCCCGGCAGGACUGGUACAAGUUUAUUGUCAAGAUCGGAUUCACCGGCCUCGGUUUGGGUAUAACGUUCCUCGCCGCCCCGGUGCUCUACUGCGAUCCUGUAACGUCCAAGCCUGCGCCUCCAACCACCACCACCGCUCUCCCUCCUCCUCAGGGCAAGGCCGUGUCUGCUCAGCCGUCAACACCUCCUCCACCUCCCCCAACUUCCAGUAUCAACUUCUACGAGCUCACCUUCGGCACCGUAUGCGGUGUAUGCGCGGGCGUAUUUGUCAAGAAGGGCGUGAAGGCUGCCGCUUUCGUCCUCGGCGGUGUUUUCGUCCUGCUUCAGUACCUCGGCUCGCUUUCGCUCGUGCGCGUGAACUGGUCAAGCGCAGCGAAUCGAUUCGAGAGCGUAUUCUACUCAAAAGACCCUGUUACGGGAGCGAAGAGGCCGCCGAACGUCGGCUCCUUUUUCCGCUGGAUCAUCGAUUUCCUCACCGCUGACUUCCAGGGGAGGGCAUCGUUCGUUGCGGGCUUCACCCUUGGUAUUCGGAUCGGUUGA